CCACCAAGCAAAGUUCUUUCUAGCAUCCUGGGAAAGAGCAAUCUUCAGUUUGCAGGAAUGAGCAUAAUGCUGAAUAUCUCCACCACCAGCUUAAACCUAAUGACUCCUGAUACAAAACAGAUCAUAGCAAAUCACCAUAUGCAAUCUAUUUCCUUUGCAUCUGGAGGUGAUCCGGAUACCACUGACUAUGUUGCAUAUGUAGCUAAGGAUCCUGUUAAUCGGAGAGCUUGUCAUAUACUGGAAUGCUGCGAUGGCCUGGCCCAGGAUGUCAUCAGCACCAUAGGGCAAGCGUUUGAGCUUCGAUUUAAGCAAUACUUGCGAUGCCCCUCUAAAAUACCCAGUUUCCAUGAUAGGAUGCAGAGUUUUGAUGAGUUGUGGAUGGAGGAAGAUAAUGAGACAAUAGAACAUCCCUAUUACAACAACAUCCCAAAUAAAAUGCCCCCUCCUGGCGGCUUCAUUGAUGCCAGGCUCAAAGCAAGACUUCCCACUGCUGCAGAUACAGCUCAGUCUGCAGCAGGAGUGGGAGGAGAGCAAACCUGUUACCAGAGUCGGCACUUUGGAGACAAAUUCAGUGAAGACUGGCAUCACGGGCCUAUUAAGCAAGGAUCGCUAGAUAUUUGUAGCAUGCUAGGAGGGAAAUCACAAGUAACCCCAACAACAGAGAUGCCAACAUAUGUAAACACUCAGCAUAUAGAUGGAGAAGCUCUAUUGGCACGUCAGGCAGAAGCUGAAAGUACCUUCAGUGGAACACCAGAUGAUACCAAGGAGAGCAGCCCAGGAAAGGAUCUGUUUGACAUGAAACCAUUUGAAGAUGCCCUCAAGAACCAAACAUCUGAGGCUGCAUUGAGGAAAUCCACCUCCAUGGGAUGCACCAGUCCUCUCUUGUCCAGAGCAGCUGACUGGACUGUAGUGGAAGAGCUGAUUACAGAGCCGUGGUAUCAAGGAGAGAUGAGCAGGAAAGAAGCAGAACAGCUGUUAAAGAAAUGUGGAGACUUCCUUGUGAGGAAGAGUACCACGAAUCCCGGCUCCUAUGUGCUGACAGGCAUGCACAACGGACAAGCCAAGCAUCUUCUUCUGGUGGACCCAGAAGGAAUUGUAAGUGCUGACUCCAGUAACACAGGAGGUUUCUGA
Messenger RNA from Antrostomus carolinensis (chuck-will's-widow), 1131 nucleotides. It is a transcript of the gene SHC3, whose product is annotated as SHC adaptor protein 3. Gene Ontology annotation, cellular component: plasma membrane. Gene Ontology annotation, molecular function: receptor tyrosine kinase binding. The annotation marks the transcript as partial. Gene Ontology annotation, biological process: cell surface receptor protein tyrosine kinase signaling pathway; intracellular signal transduction. The transcript has 8 exons. The record is from RefSeq and is a predicted model, not a curated record. NCBI's taxonomy places the organism in Eukaryota, Metazoa, Chordata, Aves, Caprimulgiformes, Caprimulgidae.